AUGAUCAGCUGACGGGCCACAACAACAAUCAGUGUGUGACGACGUCUGGAGGGGGAAGGGUGUGCUGACUAUUACCUCUGUCUGCUGUACCUUGCUGUCGAGUUGCUGCAUCCAGAGAAGUGCAGCACAAGUCCACCAUGUCGCAACGAUUUGGGAGUUAUAUAGCGUCGAAAAGGAAGGAAACAUGGAAGUACAUACAGAACAUGCAGUCAACAGCAUACUCGCUGGUGGUGUUUACUGCGACCAUGGUGGUGAUGUUUUGGGCGAGUGUGUUUCUCUACACCUCCUUCUACUUUACCUACAUGCCAGACGAGUCCGUCAUGUGGCCAGUGCAUUUUCAGUACCGUUCCUGUCACGACAAGCCCGGCAUCUGCAGUAACCCAUUUGCUGUCAUCAGUGUCACCGACCCAACUCGUGGGUCUCUCCUCGCUCGGGGUCAGAAGUACCGUGUGGUUGUUGAUAUUGACAUGCCGGAGUCACCAACAAACCAGAAGAUAGGUAAUGAAGCUGCGUUGAAUGUAGGUAUGUUUCUCAUCAACAUGAAUAUGAAGAGCCAUACAGGUGAGGUGCUCCGUGAAGCAUCACGCUCCUCCAUGCUGCGCUACAAGUCAUCUCUCCUGCAGACACUAUCCACCAUCACCUUUGCCCCCUUGCUUCUCUAUGGAAUUCACGAAGAGAAGCAAAUGGUGACCGUGGAACUUUUCUCUCAAUAUGAGGAAGAUCCGGUGAGUUCCCAGACUUUGAUGUGGCAUAGUCAUCCUCUCCAACCUAUGCUCUUUGUGUGUUUGUUCAUUAAUGUACAAACUUUUCUCCUUUUUAAGAUUUGAUUACUCUGAUGCUGU
Molecule: messenger RNA, 842 nt
Organism: Homarus americanus (American lobster)
Lineage: Eukaryota; Metazoa; Arthropoda; Malacostraca; Decapoda; Nephropidae
Product: seipin-like
Exons: 4
Coding region: 138-827 (229 amino acids)
Biological process (GO): lipid droplet organization; lipid storage
Cellular component (GO): endoplasmic reticulum membrane
Source: RefSeq, a predicted model, not a curated record